Molecule: messenger RNA, 2680 nt
Organism: Gryllus bimaculatus (two-spotted cricket)
Lineage: Eukaryota; Metazoa; Arthropoda; Insecta; Orthoptera; Gryllidae
Source: the annotation of a GenBank genome assembly
AUGGCGCCAGUGCAAAGCGUGAUUUGGCGUGAUUUGUAUUCACAGUGUAUGCAUCCUGGUAUGCAUUCGAAUGUAUUUCAUUAUCUAAAUCAGUACUGUAAUGAAUUGUUUAAAAAAAAUACCCAAACACUUUCAAAAAUUCAAAAUAAUUGUAUGAACAUUUCCUUCAUUUUUAUUCGUAAUUCAUUCUGCCAAUCACCUGGUAUGGUGUGAUACAAACGAGACUUUGACCCGAUUCUCCUUGGAUACCUUGUUAUGAUAAUAACUAUGUUUCUCACAUUCUCACGCCGACUUGGGAGAUAGUACAGGUUAUAACACCGGUUUCCUGUUCAUAACCAGUUGAUCUCUCGUUGCGCAUUUUACAAGGCGAGCGAAAUGGCUGAAGAAGUGGAUGGAAAUACGAUUUUGGCAGAAGCAUUGAAAGCACAGGGAAUUGAAUAUGUCUUUGGCAUUGUUGGCAUUCCUGUCAUAGACCUCAGCAUAGCAAUGCAGCAAGCUGGUUUACACUAUGUGGGCAUGAGAAAUGAACAGGCAGCUUGUUAUGCUGCCCAAGCCAUUGGUUAUCUUACGCAAAAACCAGGGGUGUGCCUUGUCGUAUCAGGACCAGGCCUGUUGCAUGUAAUGGGAGGCAUGGCAAAUGCACAGAGUAAUUGCUGGCCUUUGAUUGUUAUUGGAGGAUCAUGUCCUCAAGACCAUGAAGGCAUCGGAGGUUUCCAGGAAUGUCCUCAAGUGGAGUUGAGUCGUCCUUAUUGCAAGUACAGCGCUCGACCACCAAGUGCAGCUCUUAUUCCACUCCAUGUGGAAAAAGCUGUUCGCUACGCAACAUAUGGACGUCCUGGAGUGGCUUAUCUUGAUUUUCCUGGGAACAUGUUGAUGCAACGUAUCAACUCUGAUGAUGUUAGUCCAACAUAUCCAUGUCCAGAGCCCCCUAUAGCAUAUCCAGAUCCAAAUUCAAUUCAGAAAGCAGCUCAGCUUCUCAGACAAGCUGAAAGACCAUUGAUCAUUGUUGGGAAAGGUGCUGCUUAUGGAAAAGCAGAAGCAGCUGUAAAUGAGCUGGUAAACGUUACAAACAUUCCAUUCCUACCAACACCAAUGGGCAAAGGUGUUGUAAGUGACACUGAUAGCCACUGUGUCUCUCCUGCCCGCACAGCUGCCCUGCAGUACGCAGACACAAUUUUGCUCUUGGGAGCACGGCUCAACUGGAUAUUGCAUUUUGGUCGUCCUCCACGUUACGAUCCGAAAGUGAAAUUUAUCCAUGUGGACAUCUGUGUGGAGGAACUUCACAACAGUGUGCCUGCUGAAGUAGCUAUUCAUGGGGAUAUUGGAGCUACUGCAAAAUUGCUCACAGAAGCUUUGAAAGGGCGAUACACUCAUCCAUCUUCCAGUCCAUGGUGGAAACAACUGAACGAGAAAGCAGCUAAAAACAAGGAAGUCGUUACGGCUAUGUCUCUUGACACAAAAGUACCUCUUAAUUAUUACACUGUAUUCCAUCAUAUUCAAAAUCUCAUCCCCAAAGACUGUAUUAUUGUUAGUGAAGGAGCUAACACAAUGGAUAUAGGUCGAACAAUGCUGUUGAAUAUAUUGCCUCGGCAUAGAUUGGAUGCUGGUACCUUUGGCACAAUGGGGGUUGGGUUGGGUUUUGCAGUUGCUGCUGCUUUGUGGUGUCAGAAAAAUGCUCCGAACAAGAGGGUUCUCUGUGUAGAAGGAGAUUCUGCAUUUGGUUUCUCAGGAAUGGAGAUCGAAACCAUGUUCAGGUAUAAACUACCAAUUACCAUUGUAAUUGUAAAUAAUAAUGGUAUCUAUGGAGGAUUUGAAAAAGAAUUGUUUAAUGAGAUUCAAAGCUCAGGAGAAGUGACAAAAGUCACACCCCCAUCAUCACUGACAGUAAACACACAUUAUGAAAGAAUGAUGGCACUUUCCGACAAAGAAGGGUUCUUUUGCACUAGUAUUCCACAACUUGAAGAAGCGGUCAGGAAGAGUUUGAUGGUGAAGGACGGUCCAAGAAUCAUCAACGUUAUGAUCAAUCCCAGUGCGGAUCGUAAAACUCAAACCUUCAACUGGUUAACGGAAUCAAAAUUGUAGUAGCAUUUUAUUUACAAGCAAAUUACUUUCUACAACUUAUGUUACUCAAAUGAAGUUGUACAUUAUGCUUUAUAAAAGCUAUAUAAAUGUUUAUAUGUUAUAAAAAAAUAAAAUUUUUCAAACACAACUGCCCUUAUGUUAUGUGCCAGGUACAAACUGAAAUUAACUCAUUCAAUUUUACACAAAAUAUGUUACGAUGAGAGAUAAAUAUUUUCUUACAAGCACUAAAUUAGAAGCCAUGAAUGCAUAUUAAUCAUAAAUUUUUCUUUUUAGAAACAAAAGAUUUGACUUGAAACAAAUCAUCACUUAAUUCGCUUACACCUAAUAAGCAGUACUCUAUUUAACAAUGUAAUAAUAUACUGACAAUAUAAAUAACUACAACAAUAGUGAUCUAUUUGCACACAAGUCUCUUUAAUCUUUGUAGGAUAAUUUGUAGACAACUACAAAUAUUUAUCUUUAUACAGUUUUUUUUUCUUGCUUUGUUAAUAUACAAGUUCAUUGCAAUAAAGCCUACAGAUGAGAGUACUACUCUUAGUCUAUCUUAACUUUGCUACACAGUAAGGCACAUUCAUGUCUAUCCACGCCCCCCACAUGUAUA